This is a messenger RNA of Solanum dulcamara, 840 nucleotides long. RefSeq names its product transcription factor bHLH18-like. The record is from RefSeq and is a predicted model, not a curated record. NCBI's taxonomy places the organism in Eukaryota, Viridiplantae, Streptophyta, Magnoliopsida, Solanales, Solanaceae. Gene Ontology annotation, molecular function: protein dimerization activity. The transcript is spliced from 3 exons. Bases 26 to 745 code for a protein of 239 amino acids.
UAAUCUCUCUCAAAAAAGAAAAGAAAUGGAUGAUCUUGCUCUUAUCUUUUCUCAUCAUAAUAAUAAGACAUCAAGAAAACAACUUCAUGAAGAAGAUCAAGUUCAUGAAAAGGCAAAUUCUUUAUCUUGCAUAAUUUCUUUCAACAAUAAUUUUGAAAAUUCUUUGUUAAUCCCAAAAGGUGGGGCAAAUAAUACUAUAAGUUUUUCUAAUAUUAAUAAUAAUACUAUUGGUACACAAUUUGGAGGAAACACUAGAAGGACGGGGGAGCAAGCACAUGAACAUUUGUUGGCUGAAAGAAGUAGACGAAGGAAGAUAGCUAAGUUGUUCGUUUCGUUAGCUUCUCUCCUUCCUGACCUCAAUAAGAUGGACAAGACGUCAAUUCUUGAAGGGGCGGCCAAUCUCAUUAGACAACUUGGUGAAAGGGCAAAAGAAGAUGAUCAUCAAUCUUCCAUAGACAUGAUGAUGAAGAGUACUUUAUUACCAGAAGUUGAAGUAAAAAGUUUAGAAAAGGAGUUGCUUAUUACAAUAUUAUUAUACUUCAAAAACCAACAAAAAGGAAUUAUUGAUGAAAUAUUAACUAUGAUUCAGAAGCUUCAAUUAACUAUCAAGAUCACCAAUUUCAUUCCAUUUGGCAGCACCUCAAUGCAUAUCACAGUUAUUGCUCAGAUGAACGAGGAGUUUUGUGAAACAACAGAUGUUAUUGCUGAGAAAUUAAGAUCGUCGAUAAUCAAAUUUAAAGUGUGAAGAUUAAUUAAUGUCUGGUCACAGACAAGAUGUACAUUUGUUACUAUGAAAAUAAUAAUUAAUCACUAUAUGCUUUUGUAUUUAACUAACUUAUC